UCCUGCCAAACUUGCAAACCUCUGAACCAGUUGGCCAUGGUAGUUCAUACUAAAAGCCACUUGGGCACUGAAGUAGCUGAAAUGAGAAAGAGGCAGCAGUCACAAAAUGAAGGAACAUCAGCUGUGUCUCAAGCACCUGGAAACCAAAGGCCCAACAACACAUGUUGCUUUUGUUGGUGCUGUUGCUGCAGCUGUUCAUGCCUCACUGUUAGGAAUGAAGAUAGAGGAGACAAUGCAGGAAGGCCAACACAUACGACCAAACUGGAGAGUAUCCAGGUCAUAGAAGAAUGCCAAAACCCUACUGCAGAUGAAAUUUUGUCUUGGGCUCAGAAUUUUGACAAGAUGAUGAAAACACCAGCUGGGAGGAACCUUUUCAGAGAGUUUCUUAGAACGGAGUAUAGUGAAGAGAACCUGCUUUUCUGGCUUGCAUGUGAAGAUCUAAAGAAGGAACAGAACAAGAAAGUCAUUGAAGAAAAAGCAAGACUUAUAUAUGAAGAUUACAUUUCUAUACUAUCACCAAAAGAGGUUAGUCUUGAUUCCCGGGUGAGAGAAGUGAUCAACAGAAACUUGUUGGAUCCCAGUCCUCACAUGUAUGAAGAUGCCCAGCUCCAGAUAUACACCUUGAUGCACAGAGACUCUUUUCCAAGGUUUUUGAACUCUCAGAUUUAUAAGUCUCUUGUUGAAAGUAUUACAGGCUCUACUUCUGAAACUUAA
This is a messenger RNA of Onychostruthus taczanowskii (white-rumped snowfinch), 714 nucleotides long. RefSeq names its product regulator of G protein signaling 17 (gene RGS17). The record is from RefSeq and is a predicted model, not a curated record. The coding region runs from base 37 to 714 and encodes 225 amino acids. Lineage: Eukaryota; Metazoa; Chordata; Aves; Passeriformes; Passeridae. The transcript is spliced from 5 exons.